CCCGAGGGAGCGCGCCGCCGGCCGGACUUGCCUCGCUCGCGGGGCCUGCAGAGAGCGGCGGCCAGCGGGCUGGAGGCGCGGGGCCCGCCGGAGCGGCGGCGGCACGACCGGGCGGCGGCGGCGGCGGCGGGGAGCGGGCUCCGGGCGCAGGGCGGGCGCCGGGGCGCGGCGCGCCGGGGAAGAUGACCGCGGGCUCGGCCGUGCUCCUCGUGCUGCUCGCGUUCUCCGCCGCGCUCCGGGCCCAUAAUGGGGAUCUUACAGCCAGGGAGACCUGCAAGGUUGGAUUCUCCGAAGAAGAUUACACAGCAUUAAUCUCCCAAAACAUUCUGGAAGGAGAGAAGCUACUCAAAGUCAAGUUCAGCAGCUGUUUGGGGACCAAGGGGACGCAAUAUGAGACCAACAGCAUGGACUUCAAAGUCGGGACGGACGGGACAGUCUAUGCCACACGGGAGCUGUGGAUACCCUCCGAGCAGGUGGCUUUCACUGUGACUGCGUGGGACCGCCAGACGGCCAAACGUUGGGAUGCCGUGGUUCGGCUACUGGUGGCCCAGGCCUCGUCCUCACACUCUGGACACAAGAUCACACCGCAGAAGGGGAAGAAGAGUGCAGCUCUGCACCCCUCGCAGCCUCCCAGCGACAUGCUGCUGCCAUGGCCCCAGCAGCAGAGGUCCACCGGGCUGAGACGUCAGAAACGGGACUGGGUUAUUCCCCCCAUCAACGUGCCAGAAAAUUCCCGUGGGCCCUUCCCACAGCAGCUGGUGAGGAUCAGGUCCGACAAGGACAACGACAUUCCCAUUCGGUACAGCAUCACGGGCGUGGGCGCCGACCAGCCCCCCAUGGAGGUUUUCAGCAUCGACUCCAUGUCUGGCCGGAUGUACGUCACACGGCCCAUGGACCGGGAGGAGCGGGCCUCCUACCACCUCCGAGCCCACGCUGUGGACAUGAACGGCAACAAGGUGGAAAACCCCAUCGACCUGUACAUCUACGUCAUCGACAUGAAUGACAACCGCCCCGAGUUCAUCAACCAGGUCUACAACGGUUCCGUGGAUGAAGGCUCCAAGCCAGGCACCUACGUGAUGACAGUCACAGCCAACGACGCUGACGACAGCACUACAGCCAAUGGAAUGGUGCGGUACCGGAUCGUGACCCAGACCCCACAAAGCCCAUCCCAGAACAUGUUCACCAUCAACAGUGAAACAGGGGACAUUGUGACAGUGGCGGCCGGCCUGGACCGAGAGAAAGUCCAGCAGUACACGGUCAUCGUUCAGGCCACGGACAUGGAAGGGAACCUCAACUACGGCCUCUCGAACACAGCCACGGCCAUCGUGACGGUGACAGACGUGAACGACAACCCGCCAGAGUUCGCCGCGAGCACGUAUGCAGGGGAAGUCCCCGAAAACCAGGUGGAGGUGGUGGUUGCAAACCUCACCGUGAUGGACCGAGAUCAGCCCCAUUCACCAAACUGGAAUGCGUUUUACCGCAUCAUCAGCGGGGAUCCCUCGGGGCAUUUCAGCAUCCGCACUGACCCUGUCACCAAUGAGGGCAUGGUCACCGUGGUGAAGGCGGUCGACUAUGAGCUGAACAGAGCAUUCAUGCUGACUGUGAUGGUGUCCAACCAGGCGCCCCUGGCCAGUGGGAUCCAGAUGUCCUUCCAGUCCACAGCAGGGGUGACCAUCUCAGUCGUGGACGUCAACGAGGCCCCCUACUUCCCCUCCAACCGCAAGCUGAUCCGCCUAGAGGAAGGCGUGCCCACCGGCACCAUGCUGACCACAUUUUCAGCAGUGGACCCUGACCGGUUCAUGCAGCAGGCCGUGAGAUACUCAAAGCUGUCGGACCCAGCGAACUGGCUGCACAUUAACGCCACCAAUGGUCAGAUCACCACGGCCGCCGUCCUCGACCGCGAGUCCCUCUACAUCAAAAACAAUGUCUAUGAGGCCACCUUUCUGGCGGCAGACAAUGGGAUGCCCCCGGCCAGUGGCACCGGGACCCUCCAGAUCUAUCUCAUCGACAUCAAUGACAACACCCCGGAGCUGCUGCCCAAGGAGGCGCAGGCCUGUGAGAAGCCCAGCCUGAACGCCAUCAACAUCACAGCAGCCGACGCCGACGUGGACCCCAAUGUCGGCCCCUACGUUUUCGAGCUGCCGCUGCUCCCAGCCACCGUGCGGAAGAACUGGACCAUCACACGCUUAAACGGGGACCAUGCACAGCUCAGCUUGCGCAUCCUGUACCUGGAAGCCGGGGUGUACGAUGUCCCCAUCAUCGUCACAGACUCUGGGAACCCCCCUCUGUCCAACACGUCCAUCAUCAAAGUCAAGGUGUGCCCGUGCGACGAGAAUGGUGACUGCACCACCAUCGGGGCGGUGGCAGCGGCUGGCCUGGGCACCAGUGCCAUCGUGGCCAUCCUCAUCUGCAUAAUCAUCCUGCUCACCAUGGUCCUGCUGUUCGUCAUGUGGAUGAAGCGGCGGGAGAAAGAACGCCACACCAAGCAGCUGCUCAUUGACCCCGAGGAUGACGUCCGCGACAACAUCCUCAAGUACGACGAGGAAGGGGGCGGCGAGGAGGACCAGGACUACGACCUCAGCCAACUGCAGCAACCGGAGGCCAUGGAGCAUGUGCUGAGCAAGGCCCCUGGGGUGCGGCGGGUAGACGAGAGGCCUGUGGGUGCCGAGCCCCAGUACCCAGUCAGGCCUGUGGUGCCCCACCCAGGAGACAUCGGUGACUUCAUCAACGAGGGACUCCGGGCAGCUGACAAUGACCCCACUGCGCCCCCCUACGACUCCCUGCUGGUCUUCGACUACGAGGGGAGCGGCUCCACCGCGGGCUCCGUCAGCUCCCUCGACUCGUCCAGCUCGGGGGACCAGGACUACGACUACCUGAACGACUGGGGGCCCCGCUUCAAGAAGCUGGCCGACAUGUACGGAGGGGGCGAGGACUAGGCGUCCCCCAGGCGUUAGGGGCCCCUCCACCCCCUGCCCCCCAGCACCCAGCUGUCUGGCCGCCCCGCCCGCUGCAGCGGCCAAGGUGGCGUUGAAGGCGAGCGAGAGGCACGCUGUCUUAACUUGAAUUUCUUAGAACAGAAGCACUGUUUUUAAAAAAAAAAAAAAUGAAAGUGCCUUUUGGUACAUGUAUCAGAUUCCCUCAAACUCAGGAGUGACUAAACGCAAGCAGAGAGACCAAGCCCCCAACCCAGUCCUGAGCACCCCAACCCUGCUGGCCCAGCUCUGAAGGCACCCAUUAAGGAACCGGGGAGAGUGCGUCUUUUUUCUUUUUCUCAAUCUUUCAUUAAGAAAAAAAGUGGGUAACUCACUUGGCAAAUUUUACAAAGAAAAUAUAAUCUGGGCCACAUCCCAACGGCCCUUCUGAGCUUUCACUUUGCUGCACGCAGUCAGGGUCUCCUGGCCCCUGGGGCUCCUCCAGCCAGUGGAGGCAGGAAGGCUGGCCUACAGCCCCGGAAGCAGGAAGCCCCCCUGGGCCCCCAGCCAUCCAGAGGUGCAGCAGCUGGAUGUGGCAUUCAACGAGUUUUCCGCUGGGUCCUGGUCCCAGAUGCUGUAAAUCGCUGGGGCGGGCAGGCUUCCCAGGGCCGUACUGAUGCCCCAUCUCUGCCUUGACCGUCCCCCUGCUCCUCCCUGCCAACCACUGGGCCUCUCUGAGGUCUGCCCAUCACCCAAACACCCCCCAGGUCCCACAGCCUUCGGUCCAGGAGAGCAUGGUGUCCCAAGAAGCUGCUGCCCAAACCAGCCAGCAUCCUAGAAGCCCUGGCAUGAGCCCCCACCCUUGCGAUGGGACCCGCGGGCCCCAUCAGAGGCCUGGUGAGUGCACACCAGUCCAAACCCUGCAGCGCUCGACACCUCUGGCCCCCACCGGGGGUGUGGAGACAGCUACGCAGGGGCCCCACUCGCGUUUCCAGGCGUGGAGGCUGCAGCCUCCUUUCUCUGCCCAGCCCCAAGGGAAGCCUGACGCCUGAUGUGGGCUCACUGCCCCCCAGGGAGGGUGCCGCCGCUUCUGUGCAGACGUGUUUGGACUGUACCUGGCAGAAAUGGGGGCCCAUUUCCACUCCCCUGGACCCGCUUGAGCGCCAAAGGCCACCAGGCUGGAGAGCUGCUCAAACUCCGAGCCACAGUCGCCGCUCUGAUGGGCAGUUGGACUCUGAAGCCGGCCUCCAGCGAGUCGGUGCCACAGGACAGCGAAGGGACUGUGCCCCCAGGACCCCACUGGCGUCUGUCCGAGGGAAAGGCACUGUGGACGCUUCUCUCCCCACUGCCCCCAGGACAGCUGUUUCGGAGCAUGAAGGCAUCCUGGCCUCAGCAGGAGAGGCACCUCCUGAGGAGUCCUUGUCGGCUCUCAGGCUCCCGCAGGAAGAGGGCGAGGGUGUGGGACUUGGCGCUGGAGCCCCCUUGGGGGAGAGGAGCCUGGGGCCGGGGAAGGACGAGGCAGCACCCCUGCUUUGGAGCCCUGCCCCGCUCCCCUCCCCACGCCUGCAGCUGGGGAGGCCUCCAGAGGGCCCGGGGAGCAGCAUGUCCCCCGACUCCACGGGGAGCUGUGACACAUCCCACCAGCGGCCUGUCCCUGGGCUGUGCUCACCCUCUCCUGAACAGCUCUGGCCUCCAGGGUGAACUUGGGUGUGCACGUGCAUGUGCAGUGUGUGGGUGAGUCCCCGCUGGACGUCAGGGUUCUUCCCCCAGAGAGACGCAUCCCCACCCCCUGCAUUCUCCCGGAGCUGAGCUGGCGUUACAGCUCCGCGUGGCCCCUUGGGCUCUGUCCGUUCUGACCCCGUCCAGAGGACCAUCUCACGGACUGGGGGCUGCCAAGCGGAGGGGCCAGGACCUCCCUGCAGAGCCUUGCUAUGCAAACCGCCCAGCACCAGGAGCCAGUGAGGACUGCCCCAGUGUCUGGGGGCACCUCCACCCCAGACUUUCCCAUGGGGUUGGGCUGGUGAGGUGUGGCCUUUGGUUUGGUCCAUUUUGCGGAAGUUCACCCUGCAGCCGAGCUCCUAAGUGUGCUGUGGUCCGGGAGUUGAGGUGGCUACGGACUCCUGUCUGAAAUCCCAAGGCCUCCUUGGGUGCCCGGCCCUGCACUCUCCUCAGGGACAGAUGUGCCAGGCCGCCCGGGACUCAGUCUCCUGAACACCGAUGGCGCCGGGCCCUCGGGUGACCAGGUGGCCUCUGUGGCCACAGGGUCCCAACCACCUGCCUCCGGCUCCUCACCCUCCCCUGCCUUUGCCUCAGUGUGCGGCCUGGGGAUGCAGCAGGGCUUCUGCGGUCCCUGCUCCCAGAUCUCACUCCUGCCGGGGGUGUUCCUGGGGGCCAGAGAAAGAUGGGGUUCCCACACCCUCCCAGAUCACCUCGGUGCACCGCUCCGAAGCCAGCACGUUAGCAUUAGCUAAGCUUACAGUGUCAAACAUCUCCCUGCUGUAGCCCAUAGAUACGCGUCCAGGGCCGGGCAGCGGCCUGUGGAGGCCCGGACCCCGUGCUGGCAGAGCAUGUGGGCGCAGUUUAGUUUCUUUAGGGAAUUUUUGUCCUGCAAACAGGAGAACCUGCCCUGUAGGGGGAGUGGCAAGAGCGCCCAGCCUCGGCCCAGCAGGCACCCCCGCCGAGGGCCACUGCGUCUUCUGUUCUCGGCCAAGCUGGUCUUCUGUUCUCCUGAUUCACAGCAUGUCCAAAGUGCUAGGCCCCCACUACCACCAGUGUCAGGCCCGCAGAGACGCCUCGGUUUCCCCAACACACCGGCCGACACACACCGUCCUUUGAAACAACAGCUUUGCCCUCCCCAGAGUAAAAAGCUGCGGGAGGGGAGGCUUGGUUUUCGUCAGAGCCUCCCACACACGGUGUCAUGCGCAGGAGCUCAUGGCAACGCGGCGCACACGGUACAGGCGCCGCUCGGUGGUCAGGCCCGGCGGGGGACCCACGUCUGUGUACAAUUGGAACGCGUUUUGCUUUUUCUUUUUCUCCUUUUUCCAUUCUGGGUCUUUUUUUUUUUUUUUUGCAUGUUUCUUUUUGAAGAUGGACACAAUGUGCAGCAGCCCGCAUGACCGUGGUUGUUUUGGGGAAAGAUAACAGGAGUAUGAUGUAUUCACACUGCAACUCGGAGCAUUGUGUGGUUAGACAGACGUUCCAACUGGUUUUGUAAUCGUCAACAGCACAACUAUUUUGUAUUGUUGUUUGUAUCAUUUUGUACCAAAAAAAAAAAAAAAAAAGGGAA
This is a messenger RNA of Manis pentadactyla (Chinese pangolin), 6198 nucleotides long. RefSeq names its product cadherin 4 (gene CDH4). The transcript is spliced from 16 exons. Gene Ontology annotation, cellular component: adherens junction; catenin complex; plasma membrane. Gene Ontology annotation, biological process: adherens junction organization; multicellular organism development; cell-cell junction assembly. Bases 183 to 2936 code for a protein of 917 amino acids. Gene Ontology annotation, molecular function: cadherin binding; calcium ion binding. NCBI's taxonomy places the organism in Eukaryota, Metazoa, Chordata, Mammalia, Pholidota, Manidae. The record is from RefSeq and is a predicted model, not a curated record.